UGAAGAAAUUGUCAUGGCCAAAGGGAUACGAAAAAUACUACUCCAAAGAGCCACCCCACCUUGGUAGUUGGGACAAAGGAAAGAAAAGGUGAAACAGAGGUUGGGCAAAUUAGUGAGGUUUAUGCCGGAAGCUACCAGGGUUUAGCUACUUAAAAAGGGAAGUGAAAGGGUGUUACUUCUUCAUCUGCAAAGCACCCCAAAACCGGAUUCUUCGUAUUUAAUGAGCAAUGGAGGGCGUUAGGCUUCGAUUGUCGUUCAAAGACCCUGACAUUCUGAGUGACUUACAGAAAUCUGAGGGUUUUGGACAAACUUGGCUUCUUCUGAAACCCCAACAGCAUAAAACUGUUUCUGAUCUUUCUUCUUAUCUUCUUCACACUUUUCACCUUCAUCAUUCUUGUCCUCACGGAAUCCUCCUCUUUAUGGAUGGUUUUGUCUUGCCUCCUUUUGAGUCAACUGGUAUUUUCGAGGACAAAGAUGUAGUCAGUGUGAAGAAGCGAGGAGGACAUAUAGCUGUCGAUGGAAAUAAUGGACCAAAUGUGAUUUUAGCUGUCGAAAAAAAUAAUGGUCCCAAUUUAGUUGAUAAUCUCCAAAUUGUUGAGAAGCAACCUUUAAUGGGUGGGCCAUUGUUAUUGGCAAAUAAACCAUUCGAUCAUGGUGCUGGAGGUUAUGAGUCUUAUGACAGUGAAGAGUCUGAAGAUGAGUCUGAAAAGGAGGAAGAGGCAGAACGGAAGGAAGAUACGUCACACCAGGAAAAUGCUUUGGUUGGCACUGGAAUUUCCAAAAAAAGAAAAGCAUCAGAAAUGCUUCCUAGCUCAAAGAAAAAGAAACACUGUUCUGAUGUUAUGGAGAAGCUUGAUGAGCAGACCAAGAAACAAGAAGAUCAUACUAGCAAGAAACAGGAGGUUUCUGAUACAAAUAACAAAGAUUUGGAGAAUAAUAAAGGAAAUGCUGAGAGUAAUGAGGACAAUCAUAUCACACCCAGAAAGAAAAAAUUUGAUGAGCUUCAAAAACAUGGUUUGGAGAAUAUAGAGGCGUCCCCCAACUUUGAUGCGACUAAAAAAAAGGGCCCUAGUAGAAGUGCCAAGAGAAAAACUGCUAAAAGGCGAUGGUUGCGGGAGAUGGCUAAAAUUAAGGAGAAGAACACAGUUGCUGAAUCAGAAGGACUGCGGAAUUGGAAAGAAUUGCAGGCUAAAGCUGGAAAGGGAGAGCUUAGCUGCCAACCAAAGGGGCGAUUGAAUGACGAGUCUAAUGGCCAAGUGAUGGGACACCAAAAUUGGAAGCAGCAGAAAACUAAAACUAAGAAAGAAGAGGUAUCUGGCCAACCAAAGGGACUACUGCACUGGAAGCAGUUUCAUGGUGAAGAUAAGAACAGAGAUGUAAACGAAGAAAAGCCCGUAGAAGAAAAAAUCAAAUCGUGUGGACAACCACAUCAAAAUAGUGACACAGAAGAUGAAGUUGUUCCGGUGGAAGUAAGGCCUGGGCAUAUUCGCUUUGAACCUGUUGGAAAAGAACAAGUUUCGAAGCAGAGUCAGGAAGAAGUGGAAAGUUUCAGGUGGAACGGUAUGAUGAGCAAGAAAAAGGGACAAAAAUGGGGCCAAGGAGUUUCAUUUUCCCCAAAGAAUGAUUCUCUAGGUCCAAACAAACAACAUCCUGAUAUGAUGAAUCGUGGGAGACAGAAAUGGGGCCAAGAGAGAGAUUCAUUUUCCCAAAAGAACGAUUCUCUUGGUUCAAACAAAGAACAUCCGGAGAUAAUGAAUAGUAAGAGACAGAAAUGGGGCCAAGAGAGAGUUUCAUUUUCCCAAAAGAAUGAUUCUCUAGAUUCAAUUAAAGAACAUCCUGAUAUGAUGAAUCGUGGGAGACAGAAAUGGGGCCAAGAGAAAGAUCCAUUUUUCCAAAAGAACGAUCCUCUUGGUUCAAACAAAGAACAUCCCGAGAUGACGGAUCAUAAGAAACAGAAAUGGGGCCAAGAGAAUGUUUCAUUUUCCCCAAAGAAUGAUUCUCUAGAUUCAAACAAAGAACAUCCUGAGAUGGUGAAUGGUGAAAAAGAGCCGCAUUUUCAUGAAUCAAUUGACUUCAAUACACUUCCUUUUCUUUCUGGCCUGCCCAAGGAAGGUCUUGUGAUUGCGUACCGGGUUCUUGAGUUAUCAUCAACCUGGACCCCUGAAGUUUCCUCCUAUCGGGUUGGGAAAAUAUCAUGGUAUAAUUCUGAAGCAAAUAAAGUUUUGCUGAUGCCAGUAGCUGAAUUUCCAAUCAUUUCUACUGAGGAUGAGUCUUCAAAGCAACCAGAUAGCUCUAUCUAUAAUGAAGACGGAUCUCUGGAGAUAGAUUUUCCAGCCCUUCUUGAAGUUCGUCUGAUGAAUAGUACUCCAGACCAAGCAGUACCUGGUGGGGUUAUUGAAGGUUCUGCUUCGAACGAGUCCACUCCAAUGCUUGGAAGCAGUAAAAAGAAAACUGAAACCCCAGCUGCUGGAGCUGGAGAAGCAAGCAAUGUAAUAAAAACGCAAUCAACUCCUUCAGAAAGUGGAGGAGUAAACCUGUGGGAGCAGUUCAGUGAUACUUUAAAGUCCAAGAAGGCAGAAUUAGCUCAGGAAAGCAGCUGGGGUAAGGCAAGCACUGGGAAGAGCCGUUGGUCGUAUCGAUCAAUGAGAGGCACUGCACUAGGCCCUACAAUGGCCUUCCUAAGAUCCCAAAAGAAAAUAUGAGAUGAAGUUGAAGUUGCAUGUUCAUGAGAUGAAGUUGCAGUUGCAUAUUUUGUUCAUAUUAUCAUAAACUAAUAUUGCUUCAUUCUCGUAAGUUUUGUAAAAUUCUCACCAAUGGAGAAUUAACUGUCUUCUCGAUUAUGGAAUUAUCCGGGAAGGUUUGCAGUGUAAAAAUGGAGUUCUUGAUGCACCCCUUUAUAUAAUGUUUCUUAAAUUCGGGUUGA
Messenger RNA from Capsicum annuum, 2923 nucleotides. Its product is annotated as coilin. The record is from RefSeq and is a predicted model, not a curated record. Bases 228 to 2702 code for a protein of 824 amino acids. Gene Ontology annotation, biological process: spliceosomal snRNP assembly. The transcript is spliced from 16 exons. Gene Ontology annotation, cellular component: Cajal body. Lineage: Eukaryota; Viridiplantae; Streptophyta; Magnoliopsida; Solanales; Solanaceae. Gene Ontology annotation, molecular function: U2 snRNA binding; U1 snRNA binding.